This is a messenger RNA of Varroa destructor (honeybee mite), 1124 nucleotides long. Its product is annotated as signal sequence receptor subunit 1 l(1)G0320. Lineage: Eukaryota; Metazoa; Arthropoda; Arachnida; Mesostigmata; Varroidae. The record is from RefSeq and is a predicted model, not a curated record. Gene Ontology annotation, cellular component: endoplasmic reticulum; endoplasmic reticulum membrane.
UAGGCUGACGGCCCGCAUUCAUCGGCCGCAAUGCGUUCAUCGUAUGUUGAGUUGGUCAUGUUAUUAGCCAAGUUGGCAGCACCGGAUAAAAGAAUACCGUGCACGAACGAUAACUGCGAGGUACCCAUUGUAUCUGCCCGCUAACGUUGGCAGACGGCUGUGAUAUUCCAUAGGAAACGAGCAGCAUUCGACCUGAACAAGUGAAGUGUAAACGGUGCAAUUAGUUCUUCGCAAAAUUUUGUUGUUAUAGCUAUUAAUUUUUUGAGGCAAUGAAGUUUCUUCAUCUGCUACUAGCCGCUCUGGCAGUGGCAGCUGUUCGCGCCACAGAUGAUGAAUCCGCCGAGCAGGUUGAGACAAUUGAGGACGUGUUGCCAGCAGAUCCGCUCUUGGAAAAGCAUCCCGGGGCCGAUACGCAUGUUCUGUUUACAAAACCCGGAGGAGUGCGCCUUAUUUCAGGCCAGGAUGCUCAGAUACUCGUAGGAUUCAUUAAUCGUGCUUCUGACGAUCUGUUUCUCGAUACGCUGCACGCGUCGUUUCGUCUCGCCGGCGACUAUAACUCUGUCAUCCAAAAUCUCUCAGUAAUUGACUAUUCUCGCAAGUUGUCAGAAGGCCAAGAAGCUUCGCUCUUUUAUCAGUUCCAUGUGGAUAAUGUCUUGAGUGGGAUGCCGGUUGGUCUUGAGGUGUCACUGACCUAUCAUGACAUCGGUGGGCGCCACUAUCGUCAAGCCGUCUUCAACUCGACGUUGACAGUUGAAGAGCCCGAGGUUACAUUUGACGCAGAGACUUUCUUCUUGUAUGUUUUCCUAGCAAGCUGUGUUGUGUUAGGUUUGUUCCUCCUUGCGCAGUGCAUGUCAAGCAGCAAAAAGGGCGCAGGCAGAACUGAGACUGGAACCAAGGAUGGUGACGUUGACUAUGCUUGGCUUCCGCAAAGCGUUCUAAAGCAGGGUGGAUCGAAACCUAACAGCCCAAAGCAGCGGAAGCCGAAAAACGCAUAAUUAUAUUACAUAUGACACGACGUAGAACAAAAGGAAAAAGUGGUAAGCAGGAACAAACAACUCGUAUAUAAAAGAAAGACUAUUCGGCUAAUUACCAACAGGUAUAAAUCAUUGGUAUAUGCAGGUGUU